This is a messenger RNA of Sphaerulina musiva SO2202, 225 nucleotides long. RefSeq lists its product as uncharacterized. The record is from RefSeq and is a predicted model, not a curated record. The annotation marks the transcript as partial. The transcript has a single exon. NCBI's taxonomy places the organism in Eukaryota, Fungi, Ascomycota, Dothideomycetes, Mycosphaerellales, Mycosphaerellaceae.
UCAUUGCUCAUCGAUUCUCUGGUCAAUAUCAGGAUUUUAGUUCUGGCUGUGAUCCGAGACUAUUAUCAGCCGUUUAUCGCUAUUUCGGGUUAUAUGGCGAAGAGCACGUCCAGGGAGAAGAAAUUGGUUGAACCUCAAGCGGGACAUGCUAUCGAUUUCGACCAGCCUGAGGCCGUCCUUGAAGUCAUAGGAGCAUUCCUCGUAAGACUUGAUUCAUCGAUGGCA